Molecule: messenger RNA, 1116 nt
Organism: Opisthorchis viverrini
Lineage: Eukaryota; Metazoa; Platyhelminthes; Trematoda; Opisthorchiida; Opisthorchiidae
Exons: 7
Coding region: 1-1116 (371 amino acids)
Biological process (GO): translation
Cellular component (GO): ribosome; cytosolic large ribosomal subunit
Molecular function (GO): structural constituent of ribosome; RNA binding
Source: RefSeq, a predicted model, not a curated record
AUGCCAUUGCCCACCAAACGGAUAGACUGGGAUCGUCCUCUGAAUGAUGAAUCCUUCAUCAUUAUGUCCGAACAAGCAAGAACAGGGCCUACCGCCCGUGUAGACACUGAAAAGCGAUGGUCGUUGUACAGAAAUCUUCUGCUGGAUGAUGAAAAGUGCAUCAACAUGUCACUCAGGGUGCACCCAUCGAACGCCCCCGUCAUGCUUGAUGGUUCGGCAUACUUCCACCCGCAUUACUCUCAUAUACCUCCAAAUACUCCAUGGGCCCACGUCAGACCACUUCUUGAAUGUACCAACAAAGUUGUUUACCUAGAAUGCGAGGCGAAAUCCUCGUUGAGCGUGUCCGGUGAGCUGCUACGAGAAUGGUUGCCUACCUUAAAUUGGUGGGCUAUGAAACGCGUCUUGCGGUGCUUGACUCGCUUCUCCUGGAGAAUUGUCGCCUCCGAGGAGAUCCAGUAUGUACCUAUGCACUGUUUGAACAAGAUUUGGCAACGGGUUUUUCAUCAUAGAUCCAGCCAACCCAAGCCGGGCUCACCUCGCUGCGUGCGUAGCCCUCCUCUGACGGCUCUCCAUGCUGUGAAAAGUAAGCAGUUCAUAGCACUAGUAAAUACUAUUUUACGAGAAUACUCGCUGGCAAUCUUACUUCCCCGCGCUGUGAAGUUAAAGAGCGGUACUACACCCUUUUCACUUACGCCCUUCAGGGAACAACAUCCUUCGGUAAACGGCACAACAAGACCCAUACACAAUGCAGACGUUGUGGCCAAGAAGAAAUGUUCCUCUUGUGGAUAUCCCGCCGCUAGAAUGAGACACUACAACUGGUCGGAAAAGGCUCGCCGCAGGCGGACCACAGGAACAGGAAGAAUGUUGCACAUGAAAAGCGUUCAUAGGCGAUUCAAGCAAGGUUUUCGUUCCGGUCCUCCGAAACCUGUAAACUUCUACUACCAAACGAAGGCGCUUGUAGCUCGGUGGGAAUACGUCAAAAGCAUGGUUGAAGUCAAUUUUGAUGACACAUUGUACACAACCAGCCAUUUUGGCCCGCUUCAGGGAAAAGCGAUUCGCACAACAUUGUUCUGUGGAACUAAUGCUGUUGACUGCAGAUCUCUGUUUAAUGUGUAG